AUGCCCCUGCCGGUGUUUCCGAAGAACCCGGAGUCUACGAUGGAGCUCGCAGAGGGCCAUGAGCCAAGGGCCGCGCGCGCGGCAGAGGAAGGCCGCCCCAGGCAGGUGCCGAACCCGAGCCUCGAGAACCCCGGCCUCGCGCGCCUGCUGCAGGAGACCUUCGACAACGCGGGCAACGCCUUCGGGCUGCGGAGGAAGGACCUGACCUCGCUGGCGCAGGGGAGGGCCCCGCUGGAACUGAUCCAGGCCUUCUUCCCCGCGGUGAUGAGGGCCACGCUGCGCGCCGUGCAGGGGGUGCCAGCCCUGGGGGCGGCGGCGCUUCAUCAAGUGCACAUGGGCAAGGAGCGCGACAUAUGCAAGGUCGCCACCACGCAGAAGGGCUCCGGCAAGGCGCGCUACUCAGCGUACUGA
Molecule: messenger RNA, 411 nt
Organism: Prorocentrum cordatum
Lineage: Eukaryota; Dinophyceae; Prorocentrales; Prorocentraceae
Source: the annotation of a GenBank genome assembly